Molecule: messenger RNA, 2713 nt
Organism: Macadamia integrifolia
Lineage: Eukaryota; Viridiplantae; Streptophyta; Magnoliopsida; Proteales; Proteaceae
Product: xyloglucan galactosyltransferase XLT2
Exons: 1
Coding region: 876-2372 (498 amino acids)
Biological process (GO): xyloglucan biosynthetic process
Molecular function (GO): galactosyltransferase activity
Source: RefSeq, a predicted model, not a curated record
CUCUGUUUCUCUUUAUAAUAAUGAAAUAAAUGAAAAAUGGAUCCAAUGGAGUAAACGGUAAUUUAAAUUCAAAAUGGCUAACUCCUUUGGAGUCAUAAUCUCACAAUUAUGAUGCGUUUAAAACUUCCAACUUUUAUAAGUUUUCUCGGAUUUAAUGCUAGUUUUUCCUUAAUAAUUUUUAGGGUUUCCUUAAUCUAAUCUUUGAGAACUUCCAUACAUGGGAUCCCUAUUAUUAAUAAGGAAGAACCAAAGAUAUAAAUGCGAUACACAUCUACAAACGUGCCGCGUCCCUCGUGCCGCAUUCGGUGGUGGCUUUGCAGUCCAAGAAGACUAGAAGAGGUCCUCGUACCGAGUUCGUAAUAACUUAACAAAAGUCAAUAAGUCAACCAUUUUCCGUCAAUCGGACGCUUCUUAGAGUGCCACUGGCGGUGGUCCGCCAUGGUUGGCUCAUCAAUACAGCUAAGCUCCUUCUCCUUGGCCUUAUUGGAUCUUCCGCCGCCAAUAUCAAAUCAAGAUUCAUCACUCCAAUACGGGACACCUGCCCCGUAGACAUAAUCUACAGUCGAGAUUCCAGACCGGCCGUCCGUAGGUAUACACCCCCUCGUGGAACCCCUACUUCAUCUCCCCGCGUUCACCGGGGACUAUAGUGAGGCUACUGCCACGUGCCCCCGAGAUUCGUCGGUUGCCUCUGUUCCUGGUUACUCCUUAAACCCCGUUUUAUGCCCCACUUCGCUUCAGUCUCGUCUACCUCACCGGUCCCGUUCAAUAGACGUCUCUGCAAGAGCCCACUGGAAAGUUACCAAACUCGUGACACCAUUCUUUCCGGUCAUCAUUCGCCGGAAAAUCCUCGCUUGGGAGAAAAUAUAUAGCCUCUGAUGCUUCCCUCAUCGGAAUCGCCGCCUCACCUACAACCACAGUCUCUCAAAAGACCCAAAACCCCAGACUCUGCAGACCGUAAGAAAGCAGCUCUUUAUUCGAUCCACGUCUACAUCUCCACCCACCCCAUAGCAUGGCUAAUCUUCAGCAUUCUGAUACUGCAACUCCUCCUCCUCUUCAUGGCUCGUUCCCUCCCCGCUUCUUUCUCUGUCCGCCAUUGGUCCUUUCCCAGCAACCUUGUCAUCGACAACAGUUUGUCCUUUCCCAGCAACCCUGUCAUCGACAACAGUUCCUCCGGAGAUCCAUGCAGCUCCGGCAAGGUCUACGUUUACGAUCUCCCUCCCAUGUUCAACAGAGAACUCUCCGAUAACUGCCAGGACUUGAACCCUUGGGGUUCCCGCUGCAACGCGCUCGCCAACGGGGGAUUCGGCCAGAGAGCGGCCGGACUUGAUGGAAUUGUUCCGAAAAGUUUGAUCCAUUCGUGGUACUGGACUGAUCAGUUCGCGUCGGAGAUCAUCUUCCACAACCGUAUUUUGGGGCACCGGUGUCGGACCCUUGACCCCAACUCCGCCUCUGCGUUUUACCUUCCUUUCUACGCGGGACUCGCCGUCGGUAAGUAUCUCUGGACCCAUUCCAACUCUCAAGAGCGUGACUUCCAUUGCGAGAUGUUACUCAAAUGGGUACGGCAGCAGCCAUUCUUGAACCGAUCCGACGGUUGGGAUCAUUUCAUGAUGAUGGGUCGCAUAACUUGGGAUUUCCGCCGCUCUAAAGACGGCGAUUGGGGGUCUAGCUGCAUCUACCUGCCGGCGAUGAGGAAUAUCACGCGCCUCCUCAUCGAGCGGAACCCUUGGGACUACUUCGACGUCGGUGUCCCCUACCCAACCGGGUUCCACCCAAAAACCCAAUCAGAGGUACGGCAGUGGCAGGAGUUCGUGAGGUCGCGCAACCGCAAAACCCUCUUCUGCUUCGCCGGAGCGGCGCGUCAGACAAUCAAAAACGACUUUCGAGGGAUCCUGUUACAACAAUGUCGUGACGAAUCAGACUCGUGCCGCUCCCUGGACUGUGCCGGAUCACGUUGCUCUAACGGAUCCUCGGCGAUCCUGGAGAUGUUCUUGGAGUCGGAUUUCUGUUUGCAGCCGAGGGGGGAUAGUUUUACGAGACGAUCCAUAUUUGAUUGCAUGUUGGCUGGUUCGAUCCCGGUGUUCUUCUGGAAGAGAACGGCUUAUUACCAGUAUGAGUGGUUCUUGCCUGGCGAACCCAAAAGUUACUCUGUGUUUAUUGACCGUAAUGAGGUGAAGAAUGGAACUUCCAUUAGAAGGGUUCUUGAGAGGUUUAGCAGAGAAGAAGUGAAGAGAAUGAGAGAGAUGAUAAUCGAUUUCAUACCCAAAUUCGUGUAUGCUGAACCGAAUGAGGGGUUGGAGAGUAUGAAGGAUGCUUUUGAUGUUGCCAUUGAUGGGGUCUUGAAACGAUUCAGAGAGCAAUGGUAUAAGUGGUAAAAAUUGAGAAUGGAAGGGGAAGGUUCCCCACUCCCCCAGAGAAGGGAAGUCUGUUAGAUUUCCUUUAGACAAAUUUAGAUUACGAUAUAGAUAGACAGAUGGAUUCUCAGAUUGGUUUGUGCAGAGAGGAGCUGUGGGAGGUCUGCUGCAAAGUUUUUUUUUUUUUUUUCACGCGGAUUUUAUUUUAUUUUUUCCCCCAAUUUCCUACUUUAAUUCUGGGUUAUAGUUUUGUAUAUAGCAUAAGGUGGAUGGAAUUUAUGUAACAGCAUUUAUAAUGAUUAAAUUUGGGAGAUGGAUGAAAAUAAUUUAGCAACUAUGGAUGGAUCUAAUUUGACUUUUCU